CGCAACCGGUUAGCCAGUCACAUUGCACCGGUACAUGAACACCCACGUUCUAUAGCCUCACAUUACACUGUCUUGCAUCGUUUACCGAGUACGGGAAGCAAUGUAGUGUGUAUAAAAUACGAGACAUUGAGCUGGGGAGGCAAUCGAUAGAGGCGGUGGAGAGGGAAGGGAGAAGCGGGAGUUGGGAGGGGAAGGAGGCGUUUCUGUGAGCCAUCGCGCAGGCGUGGUCGCCCUGGUGACACUCGCAUGUCGAUAAGUAGCAAAAAGGUGUUGUUCUGUGUAUAUAUCCACCCUUACGAGGACAAAGCGAGGCCUCUCGGUGGGAUGAACAGCAACAUCACGAAGCGCUCCGUAUGUCUCUCAGGAAGCUAGUGAGGCGUGGCGCUCAGUGGUAAAAUCCUUGGAAUUCUCGUUAAAUUGCCCCGUCCGGCAUCAGCGAGUGUGGUUUCAUUGAUUUUAGUGUACUACGAAGGGGAGAGCCACGUCGUGUAGCUGUGUGAGACUCGUUUCAACGCAGAAAGACUUGAAUAAUGGGCGGGCGAGUUGCGUGGCCCCAGCCCAGCGCACCGGACGACUAAGAGACACCAUACACCACCACCACCACAACCCAAGACAACAGGAGCGAGCACGGGAGCGGCAACAGCGCGUGCCACCCAGCGCUGAGGCGGCAUCGCUUGGAGGGCGAGGCUCGGCACUAGAACGGUUGUCAGGAGCGGCCCACUGCAGCGGCCUCUAGUCUAGACCCUCAGUGGCCCUCAGUAGUGGCCCUCUGACCACCGCCACCGCGCCGACCUCCACCCAGCGCCCUCCCGUAUGAGACAAGAGCCAUGGACGCGCAGCGGAGGCAGCUGUGUCCCCGCCUGCUGGACUACCUGGUGGUGGUUGGCGCGAGAACACCUGGCCGGGCCGCACCUGUACAGCCGCCAGAGCUUCUGCGUCGAUACCCGCCAGACGACCACAAGGACUUCCCGUUGCCUCUAGAUGUGAUAUACUUCUGCCAGCCUGAGGGGGUGUGUGUCUGGGGCCCUCGCAAGACAUCCUUGAGGGAAGCCACGUCCUUCGUUUUCACCCUCACUGAUAAGGACUCAAGCAAGACUCGGUAUGGGAUCUGCGUCAAUUUCUACCGAGCAGUGGAGCGCGGGACCACAGGAGGCCUGGCAGCAAUGCGUGGGAGGGACAGGGGGCCUUCCUUCAAGCGGGAGUCAUGGAGGACCAGCCUGGACAAAAGCUCCGACUCUGCCUUCUCCAGUGACCAGCGCUCCACCCUUGCUCCGAGUGACAGUGAGAGGGACUGCCCCCCUUCUCGCCGUGACUCUGAGUCCACCUCCCCCGCCUCCCACCUCGGUGUGAACCUGCCCGGCAAUGACUCUGACACUGGUGGCUCGCACUCCCCCUCCCCUCGUGCUGCCAGGAAGAGACAGCGUGUCAGGAACCACUCCCUCACCUCGUUGUGCAUUCUGUCCCACCACCCGUUCUUCAGCGCCUUCCGAGAGUGUCUUUUUCUCCUGCGACGGAUGAUUGAUGCCUGCAAUGAAAACGCGUCGCCCAGGAGAGUAGGAGCAUCCAGGCAGAAUAACAGGGACACAGUGUGGAGUGUGAUGACGGGCCGGCCACACGAGGGCGUCCCCAGCAUAGUGAUGCAUGACGUGCGGGAGAUAGAGACGUGGAUCCUCAGGCUGCUCUCGGCGCCAGUGUGUGUGCCGGGCAAGACCAGAGUGGAGCUGGAGUUGCUACCAAGGGAGCUUCACGCACCUCUCACCUUUGCCCUGCCUGACCACACUCGCUUCUCCUUCAUUGACUUCCCCCUGCACCUUCCCCUGGAGCUGCUCGGAGUGGAGUCCUGCAUCAAGGUGCUGGAACUCAUCAUGCUGGAGCAGAAGGUUGUGAUGCAGUCUCGAGACAACAACGCUCUGUCCAUGUCAGUGCUGGCAUUCGUCACAAUGAUCUACCCUCUGGAGUACAUGUUCCCAAUCAUCCCUCUACUCCCCACAUGCAUGAGUUGUUCCGAGCAACUCCUCCUCGCCCCCACCCCCUUCAUCAUUGGCAUCCCCGCCUCGUUCCUCCGCUACAAGAAGCAGUUUCUACUCCCAGAUGACGUGUGGCUGGUGGACCUGGACGCCAAUAAGAUAACAGCACCUCCCUCCUGUGAUGAGAUCCCCCCACUGCCUGAGCCAGAGUGCACCAUUCUCAAAAACCAUCUGAAGCAGAUCCAUGGAAUGUACGAAACUAACUGGUACUCAAAAUUUCAUCAACUAACUAUCGAAGCUGGGGCUAUAAGAUCUAUGGAUGAGGCACUAGCUAGCAUGUCUCCGCAGCCACCGCCACCACGCUCUGCCGAGGACAUGGAGCGGGAGAAGGCCCUGCAGCAGCACGCACCACAGUCACACUACAACCUCUUCAUUUAUGGCAAUGAUGUAGACUCGGUCGACAUCGCCACCAGAGUUGCCAUGGUACGCUUCUUCAACUCGCAGAACGUGCUGGCAAACUUCACGGAACACACCCGCACCCUCCGGCUGUAUCCUCGCCCCGUGGUGGCCUUCCAGAUCAACUCUUUCCUGCGGUCACGGCCUCGUGCCACACCCUUCCUCAACCUCUUUGCCCGGACACAGGCGGUGGAGUUCCUGGCAGAGUGGUCCAUCACACCCUCCAACAUGGCCUUCCUCAGGGUAAACACAGGCGUCUUUGAUCCAACGGUCAUUGGGGACAAGAGCAAGUGGUAUGCUCACACGCUGGAGCCAAUCGGGUUCAGAGUGUGGCAGGACGGCAGUUCCCUGGGCACAACCUUGAGGGCCAGCACUCAGGUGGACAACCCUCCCACAGAUGAGAGUGGCAGUGACUCUGAGGGAGGAGAAAGUACCAGCAGUUCCUACUCUUCACUCAGUGACUUCGUGUCAGAGAUGCAUUCAUCCGACCUUUCCCCAGGCUGUGGGGCAGCAACGGAGAAGGAGAAGGCCACCCUGUCCUCAGGUCUGGAUCCUCGCUCAGUGUUCCACCCGCCCUCCACUCUGCAGCUCCCUGGUGCUGCUUCCUCAGACUCAGCAUUGAGUCAUGCUGGUUCCAUGUCCACCUCAUCUUCCCAUUCGUCCCUGUCCUCUGCCGACCACCGGGAUGAUGAUGAUGAGGAGGAGACAGGGGAGGGAGUGAUGAGGGAGGAGGAUGCAGAUAAGCUAGUCAUCCCUGCACCCACCCUGCACCCUCUUAUGCUUCGCUCAGAUAUGCUGGAGAAAAGUGAUGAGGUGUUCACACCAGAGAGCGACUCAGCCACCACGACGCCUAAGACAGUGGUGAGCAACAACCAGUCACCACUGCCACACAUCAGCCCCACUCCAUCAGUGAGUAGCGAUGUGUCUGUGGCCACUCAGUCCUCGGAGCGAGACAGACCUACCACGCCAAGACCUCGGACCUUCUCUAAGGGGGCAAGUCCAACACCGCAGAAGCAGACGUCCAUCAGUUCCGUGCUAGCUCGUGCCUCCAGCCUCGGGUCAGGGAGUUCUGGCAGCGGCCCCACCAGACAGUCAUCACAAAAUUCCCUCCUGGACCAGUUCACCUCCUCAGCCAAGGAACUCAUCAAGGAAAGGCAGAGUUCCCAGGAGGGAUCCUUCCUCUCACAGGUGGACAAGUUAACGGAACAGUUUCGUAGUCAAGUAACGGAACGGCUUGAGGUAGUGAAGCAGAGUAGUGGUGAGGAAGGGUCACUGCUCAACCAGAUGGAUAAGUCCAACCAAGAAGCAAGUGGCCAGCAUCAGAGGGAAAGGCUGGAGGAGGCACCGUCUUUCUCCAGCUUAGCGGAUCAGCUGACAGUGCAAGCGAAGAGAGCUGCAGAAGAGGCCUCCAAGUCUGUUAGUGUGGCCGGCAAGCAAGCCAUGGAGGCCAGCAAGCAGGCACAGCAGGCGAGUAAAUCCACGUUUGAAGACCUCUCAUUCAUGGGGAAACACACGCUGGGGGACUUCACCAAGACAGCUCGGGAGGCAGCCAAGAAGGGCGGGAUCUUCUCCAAGGUCAGCCUAAAGGCCCUGGAGCUGCGAGACUCAUCCUUCGAAGGCAAGCUGGGAGGAGGCAGCCCAGCCAUCAGUGCACCAGCUGAUAUGGGAGGAGGAGGGGGAGGAGGAGGAGGAGGAGGUGGAGGAGGAGGUAUGAUGAUGGGGUUAGGAGGUAUGAGUGGUAGAGUAGGAAGAGGAGGAGGUGGUGCAGUAGUAGCAGGAGGAGGAGGAGGUGUAGGAGGAGGUGUAGGAGGAACCCCCCCGCCAGUACCCUACAGGACACCUCCCUCUAGUGUGCCUUCAUCCUCCCCGCCCUCCUUCCCCCGCGGCCCUCCACCAGCAAUUCCUCCAAGGUCUCCCAAACCAUCGCUCCAAAGCCAGUCCUCGGUAUCAUCUACUCACUUUCCCACCACCACCACCACCACCACCACCACCACUUCCCAGCCCCUGCCCAGCCCCGCACAUGCCCAGGCUUCCCGAAAUGGUGCCUCGACCGGGCGGUUUUCAUCCACCAGCUCCCAAAGCGGCAGUGUGGUGGGUGCCAAUGGAGGCGGCUUCCGUGGCAGCAACGUGAGUCUCGGGUAUGGGGACGAGAGUGCUGUGGGGAUGGGAGGCAUGGGCGGCCGCAGACCAAGCAGUGCCAGUAGUGCCGGGGCGCGCUCCCCCACCAUGACCUCCUCCUCCUCCAGGGACUUCCUCUCUAAUGUCAGUUCUGAGUUGAAUGACUUUGCUCAGCAAACAACAAGUCUGUUCAGUGAUAUUUUUGUGGAGAAUGGCCAUGGGUUGGGUGUCCCGCUGUCCCCCACGCCCAGCCUCAGGAGACUCAGCCGUUCUCAGUUUCGUGCUCGGGGGCCCGGGAGCCGCAGUGUGAGCCCCUCCAGCCUGGGGGUGGGCAGCGUCAGGAGCAGGGAGAGGGCGCAGCCUUUCGGACCCUUCCCCAAAGGUCGGAAGGGUCUGGUGGAGAAGUCAUCUCUAAUCCGUCACUCAGUCUCUGCACAACGCCGGGCAGAACUCAACAAGAUUGCAACGAUGGAACAGCGCACCACUUCAGCCUCUGAGAACCAGGCCUUCCUCAAAGAUGUACUGACUCAGGUGAUUGAGGGUGAGGGCAUUGGAUGGCUCAAGCUCAAUCGCGUCCGCAAGUUGAUGGAGGAUGAGAAUUACCGGCUGCUGGUUGUGUCUGGGCUCAACCGCACCCUGGAACGCAAGAUUGGACCAGAUGAUCAUAUCAGUGAAGUGUGCAUCAAGAAGCCAGUGUGGAAGGGAAUGCUGAAGCUGAUUAAUGCAGUGGUGGCCGGGCUGGAGGUGACUUACAACACCUUCGGGGGUGGUGGCACUUCCUCGGCGCUUCAGGCCUUGGAGAUCUCCCACACACACUACUGGAGCCGAGACCUCAAUGACCCACAUGUGCUAGAGAUGUCAGGGGGAGGGUCCUCAGCUCUGUCUCAGUCUUCCAGUCCCUUGGGCAGCCUGGAGAACCUCAGGUCACCAGGCAGCCCUCGAGGCUCCCCCCUGCCCCCACACUCCCCUCAGCCUCCCUAUGAUGGCUCAGACUGCUCCCGGAAAUCCUCCCAGUCAGACAGCCCCUUCCUCUCCUCUGGGCCACGAGUGGUGCAUGAUCCCCUGAGGUCCCCAGAGGCUGAGGGUCCUGAGACAGCCACCUCAGACGUUCUGCGAGACCUCCUGGUGCAGAAGAGACAUGUCCUUCUCUCCAAACUUCAGUCCCAGGACUCAGAGGCUGGGGACACACUGCAGGGGUCUGAGGGACCUCCUUCCUGUGGCGCCAGUGAUACUGGGUCCAUCAUCACCAACCCAGCCUUCCAGCGCCAACGUCACUCACACCAGUCCUUUCGCUCUACUGUGUCUGAUUCUGAGAUAGAGCAAGGCAAUUUCCCUCGCAGCUCCAAGAGAACCUCUAGCAUGUGGUCCAGUAAGUCGUCUCUUUCCACUGGCUUCAGGUACCACGCCGGCAACAUGAUUCCCACCUCCACCACUCCCUCCCCUGACUCGGGCCGAACAUAUCUAUUUGAAGGUCUCAUUGGCAAGGAUCGCUCUCCACUAUGGGAUCAGAUGCAGUUUUGGGAGGACUGUUUCUUGGAUGCUGUGGCGCAGGAGAGAGACAUGGUGGGGAUGGACCAGGGACCCAGUGAGAUGAUGGAGAGGUACAACAGCCUGAGUGAGUCUGAGAGGAAGCGACUGGAGCAUGAGGAGGACCGGCUGCUGUCCACAAUGCUGUAUAACAUGGUGGCCUUCAUGGUGAUGGUGAACAUUCGCAAGGAGGACAUCAAGAGGAAGAUCAGGCGUCUGCUGGGCAAGUCUCACAUUGGCCUUGUCUACAGUCAGGAAGUUAAUGAAUUGUUGGAUCAGAUUAAUAACUUGCACGGGAAUGACAUUGACCUGAGGCCUCUCGGGUCACGACAGAUGCACCGGCAAAGCUUCACAGUUCACUCAGGCACAGAUGCAUCAGGUGACUUGUUGUUUCUGGAGGUGAGGGACGAUGGCCUCAUCCUGCGUUCUGUCAGUGGCAUCAUUGUGGAGCGGUGGUGGUUUGAGCGUCUGGUUAACAUGACAUACUCCCCCAAGAAUAAGGUGCUCUGUCUGUGGCGGCGCAAUGGAGGCCAGACGCAGCUGCACAAAUACUACACGAAAAAAUGCAAGGACCUGUACUACUGCAUCAAGGAGGCCAUGGAGCGUGCAGCGGCUCGGGGGGUGGGGGCCCUGCCUGGUGUGGAGCUGGGUGGGGAGUUCCCAGUACAGGACAUGAAGACCAGCGAGGGUGGACUGCUGCAGGUGUGCAUGGAGGGCGUGGGUCUGCUGUUCGCCACCAGCAAGUUCUUUGUGAGGCUUGACCACAUCAGGAGAUGCUUCACUCAGAAAGGAGGAAUAUUUGUGCUGGAGGAGUACAAUCCAAAGACUCGACAAGUGAUUCAACGCAAAUACAAGUCAGCAAUGGCCGACCAGAUCUGCUAUGCCGUGCUGUGUGUGUUCUCCUAUGUGGCCGCUGGCAGUGAACAGAAGAAGAUGGAGGUCGCCGCUGCUGCUGCUGCCGCCGCUGCUCACCGGAAGCACUGACGUACCUCCAAGUAGGGCGUAGGCAAGGCUGCCAUGUAGGGGUUCACACUAACUGCAUGUGACUCUGAAUGUUACUAAUGUCUUCUGCUGUGUGUUGCAAGACUCAAAAGCAAUGGAAGAUGUCAUGUUUUGUACUACAAUGAUCAAAAUGCAGUACAUGAUAAUACUAUGGGCAUGCAAGUCUAAUACCACAUACCUACAACUGCUGUGUACUGCAAGACCCAAAAGCAAUGGAAAAGGUCAUACUUCCCAUUAUAUAAUGAUUGAGAGGCAAUGAAUGAUAGUACUAUAGGCAUUCAUGUCUAAUACUACAUACCCACUGACCUACUACUACUGUGUACUGCAAGACUCAACAGUACUGGAAAAAAUCACAUUUUCUAUUGUACAAUGAUUAAAAUGUGAUGAAUAAUAGUGCUUUGGGUAUACAAUUCUUUAUAAUACCCACUACUGUGUAUUGCAAGACUUAACAGUACUGGAAAAGAUCAUGUUUCAUUUUACACAAUAAUCAAAAGACAACAGAUUUUAAUACAACUGAGCAAACAACUCUGUGUAUUGCAAGACUCAAUGCCAGAAAAGAUCAUAUUUCAUAUUAUACAAUGAUGAAAGUGCAGUAAAUGACAGUACUAUGAGCAUACAACUCUAAUAAUACAUACUAGCUGUGUAUUGUAAGGUUAACAGCUGUGAAUCUUGAUACAAUGAUAAAAAAUGCAUUGAGUUGCAUAUCAUGACAUCAAAAUUCCUUUCAAAAAAAGCAUUAAGGCAGAUCUAACAUAACAUUCUUCAGUUCAGAUUACAUAUAUUUUUACUGAGUGGGUGUUUAGUACAGAAGAUACAGACACAUACACACCUCCUGGCUGGUCUGUGCCUCUAGUGAAUACUGAAUAUAAUCUAAAGUUUUUUUCUUCCAGUAGCAUCUUGUAAGACAUUGAGCUCACUAUGAUAACACCUAUUGUAAUAACACCUGCUUAUUUCAAGAGAAGAAUGAAGAAGCAGUAGGAGAUGAAGACUACCAGAUGCAAGGACAGUAAACCAUAAUGAUGUCUGUUUAACUUAAUGGCAGAGUGGAGACAGUACAGAAGAUUAAAGCUACUAAUAGAUGAAAGGACAGUUAACCACAAUAAUGUUUGUUAAACUCAAGCAUGUUAGAGCAGAGGUAAUGAAGAUAACCAACCUGAAGAGCAAUUUUGAGUAGUGUGGCAUAAAGUUUACUACUAAAGAACAUAUGCAAGGACAGAUAACCACAGAAAUGUCUGUUUAACUGAAACAUUUUAGAACAAAAGUUAUAAAGAUAAUUACCUGAGAGGCAGUUUUGAGUAUGGCAUAAAGUUUGCUACUGAAGACUAGAGUACUAAUAUGCAUGAAGUAGUGAGCUAUCAGGCAUCAUAGAGGAAAGGAAAUAUGUAUCUUCUUCUAUAAAGAGACUCCACUGGAUGGCAAACAUCAACAAGUCACAAUAGAUAAGGAUGAAGAAGUGUAGGCUUAAAUUUUGCCAUUGAGUAUAGUAUUAAGUAAACAAAAUAGUGAUAGACAGAAAGCAGACAAAUGAGAGAGAAUUGAGGUGAAGGACAAGUCACAGGAGAUGCAAAUGAAGAAGUGUAGGUUCAGACUUUGCCAUAAAGUAUAGUACAGAGUAAACAAAGAAAAGACAGAUAGGAGUAGAAAACAGACAAGUGGUAGAUGAUUGAGAUGGAGGACAAGUCACAAGGGGAGAAGAAAGAGAAAGAAGUGUUAGAUUCCUAUAACUUUUCCCUUAAGUAACCUGCAGAAUAGACAACAUAGAAAUAGUAUCUUAGGAUGAGGAAGAGAAGCAGAAAGCAUGCAACAAGUGAAUGAGGAUUAGUAGCAAAAAAUACUAAUGUUUCUCUGCUUGUAAAAAGAUACUUGUGUAAAAGUACUGUCUUUACAUUAAUCCUUUGUUAAUACAAGUGAUAUAAGUAAGGUAUAGACAGUAAAGGAAAUUAAUAAAGAAAUGCAAAGUAAGUUACACAGUAAAAGAAAGUAAAAAAAUUAAACCUUGACAAAAAAAAAAA
Scylla paramamosain (green mud crab) is the source of this 9082-nucleotide messenger RNA. RefSeq names its product MAP kinase-activating death domain protein-like (gene Rab3-GEF). Gene Ontology annotation, molecular function: guanyl-nucleotide exchange factor activity. NCBI's taxonomy places the organism in Eukaryota, Metazoa, Arthropoda, Malacostraca, Decapoda, Portunidae. Gene Ontology annotation, cellular component: cytosol. The record is from RefSeq and is a predicted model, not a curated record. Gene Ontology annotation, biological process: regulation of Rab protein signal transduction; regulation of apoptotic process.